ACCCUGUAAAAUCAUAGCAGUAGUCUACAGAACCAAGGCAGGAGGAAGAGAAGAGAAAAGAUAGAGGCUUGUUUGGGUGACAACAAUGGCGACUUCUUCAAUUUCUGCUGCACUAUUAUCUCCCCUCACACUUCGCAAUGCAUCUUCCUCAUCAACCAAACAAGACUUUUCCACCCUCUCUUCUUUAAACCUCAGAAGAACCCUAACUCCUACCUUACAAUCGGGACACACCUUAUCCAACUCCUCUAAUUUCGCAACUUUUGCUGCCCCUGGAGCUUUGGAGGUUCUGGAAACUUCCCCUGAUUCAUUUGAGGAUGGUUCUGAGACUUCAAAAAUCAGCAUUGCUGCAGACUCUGAUCAGAUGGCUCCAAAGCAGAAGAUACGAAUAAAACUGAGAUCCUACUGGGUUCCCUUGAUAGAGGACUCUUGCAAACAGAUAAUGGAUGCUGCAAGGACAACAAAUGCAAAAAUCAUGGGACCUGUACCAUUGCCUACAAAGAAGAGGAUAUACUGUGUACUCAAGUCACCUCAUGUGCACAAGGAUGCUCGAUUUCACUUUGAGAUCCGAACUCAUCAACGCCUCAUUGACAUAUUGUACCCAACUGCCCAGACAAUCGACUCUUUGAUGCAGCUAGAUCUCCCUGCAGGUGUAGAUGUGGAAGUUAAGCUCUAAAGAUCCAUCUCGGGAGCUGUAAAAACUGUUAGAUGUCGGUGGUUGCAGACGAAGAUCUAAUAGCCAGUGUUGAUGGAUGUCGUGUGUGUUAUAAUUUGCAUAAUUUAAGUUUAGUUUUGUUCAUUUUCCCAACUUUUGCGAGCUGUCUGUUCAUCAAAGGCACAAAAAGAAGCCCCUUGCAAUCUGUAUAAUUGCUUAUAUGCUUGUAAAAGCUGCUAGUUCAAUGAAAAUAUGGGAAAGAAUGCAAUUGAAUUGUAUAAACCUUAUAAAUUUUUUGAAUUAGUAAGAACUCUAUCACAAAAUUUCUGAAUUAA
Messenger RNA from Spinacia oleracea (spinach), 987 nucleotides. Its product is annotated as 30S ribosomal protein S10 alpha, chloroplastic-like. Gene Ontology annotation, cellular component: ribosome. Gene Ontology annotation, molecular function: structural constituent of ribosome; RNA binding. Lineage: Eukaryota; Viridiplantae; Streptophyta; Magnoliopsida; Caryophyllales; Amaranthaceae. The record is from RefSeq and is a predicted model, not a curated record. The transcript is spliced from 4 exons. Gene Ontology annotation, biological process: translation. Bases 86 to 673 code for a protein of 195 amino acids.